Boleophthalmus pectinirostris (great blue-spotted mudskipper) is the source of this 1537-nucleotide messenger RNA. It is a transcript of the gene krt94, whose product is annotated as keratin 94. The coding region runs from base 85 to 1323 and encodes 412 amino acids. Gene Ontology annotation, molecular function: structural molecule activity. The record is from RefSeq and is a predicted model, not a curated record. The transcript has 7 exons. NCBI's taxonomy places the organism in Eukaryota, Metazoa, Chordata, Actinopteri, Gobiiformes, Gobiidae.
UCCCUCUAUCCACCUCCACAGUCCUGCCACAGUCUGCAGCUGGUCCUCUUCUUGUCUCUUGUUUGAUCCAUCUCUCUGCCAAGGAUGUACAGCCAAAGCAUGAUCGGCAGCAGCGGCCCUGUGAUGCGUUCUUCCAGCCGCAUGUCCUACACCUCCUCUGGCCCAGCCGUGAAGGCCCACAGUAUCUCAGGAUACAGGGCAGCUCCCCGCAUCUCUUCCAGCCAGGUGUACACUGUGUCCUCUGGGUAUGGCGGUGGUAUGGGUGCAGGUUUUGGUAUGGGUGGGGGUUUCGACCUGUCCAACGCCCUGGAUCAGCGCAACAUCCAAAUGAACGAAAAGGCCACUAUGCAGAACCUGAACGACCGUCUGGCCAGCUACCUGGAGAAGGUCAGGUCUUUGGAGGGGGCCAAUGCCAAGCUGGAGAAACAGAUCAGAGAGUACUACGAGAAUAAGGGACCAGCAGCGACGAGGGACUACAGCAACUACUGGGCCACCAUCAAUGACCUGAAAGACAAGAUUGCUGCAGCAACCAUUGCAAAUGCUAACGUCCUCCUCCAGAUUGACAACUCAAAAUUGGCAGCAGAUGACUUCAGGACCAAAUACGAGCACGAACUGAUGAUGCGCCAGUCAGUUGAGGCUGACAUCGCCAACCUGCGCCGUCUCCUGGACCAGACCACCCUCACAAAGGCAGAUCUAGAGAUGCAGAUUGAAGGCUUGCAGGAUGAGCUGGCGUACCUCAAGAAGAACCACGAAGAGGAAUUGGCAGCCCUUCGUUCUCAGCUCACUGGCACAGUCAAUGUGGAGGUGGAUGCUGUGCCCCAGCCAGACCUCACCAAAAUUCUGGAUGAGAUCCGCGCCCAGUACGAAGCCAUCACAGACAGACAUCGCCGUGACCAAGAGGCCUGGUUUAAUGAAAAGUCAGCAGCUCUCUCAAAGGAAGUGGCCAUCAGCACAGAAACAAUCCAGACAACAAAGACAGAGAUCAGUGACCUACGGCGUACAUUGCAGGGGCUAGAGAUUGAGCUACAGUCGCAACUGAGCAUGAAAGGAGCAUUGGAGAACACGUUAGCAGAGACAGAGGCCCGGUAUAGCGCCAUGCUAGCUGGCUUCCAGAAUACUAUCAACAUGCUGGAAGGAGAACUCGCCAACGUCCGCGCAAGCAUCGAGCAACAGGGGCAGGACUACAGGAUGCUACUGGACAUCAAAACGAGGUUGGAACAGGAGAUCGCAACCUACAGGAAACUAUUGGAGGGAGAGGAAUCCAGACCUAUUGGAGGAGGCACGACCACAGUUACCACCACAACCGUGCGCAGUUCCAGUUAAAACAUCCAGCUGGCAGGACAGGCUGUACUCAGACACACUCACAUUUACGAUCCAGAUAUGCACCCUCCCCCAGUAUGAAAGCUGUUACAUGGGAUGAAAAAACAGAGCUCCAAAAGUCUGAAAAAUGUUUAACUUUUGUCAAACUUUUCAAAACAAAUGUCCAAAUGAAGUGCAGUGCUGUGUGACUGAAAUAAAAACUGCUGGUGAAAACUAA